This is a messenger RNA of Athalia rosae (coleseed sawfly), 2885 nucleotides long. RefSeq names its product heat shock protein 83-like. Bases 367 to 2538 code for a protein of 723 amino acids. Gene Ontology annotation, biological process: protein stabilization; protein folding; cellular response to heat. Gene Ontology annotation, molecular function: ATP hydrolysis activity; ATP-dependent protein folding chaperone; ATP binding. Lineage: Eukaryota; Metazoa; Arthropoda; Insecta; Hymenoptera; Athaliidae. The record is from RefSeq and is a predicted model, not a curated record. Gene Ontology annotation, cellular component: cytosol; plasma membrane; protein-containing complex. The transcript is spliced from 3 exons.
UUUUAAUUUUCCGGUUAUUCAGAAAUAUGUGUAGACCCUAAAUCCGUUCAACUUGGAUUGUCAACUGAUUGAAAGUUCCAGAAUUUGUACGGCAUCCGGGCUCGGCCUUCUGGAAUAUUCAGAGUUCAAUAAAAACGGGGUCGACGCGGCAGUAUUCAAUAAUCGUGAAACUGACAGUGAACCGUUCAGGUCGUUGGAAGGACAUCCAAGUAAAAUUGCGUCGCUUUUAAUAGCGCCUGGAAUAAUCGAGAGUUCCGUAAUUAAAUUAACAAAUAAAGUGGUGAUCACUACAUCUGAACAUUUUAGUGCACAAAAUAUUAAAAAGUUUCUGAAUUUCAUCAACGAUAUCAAAAAUAAAUAAUCGAGAUGCCGGAGGAAGAUUCAUCUAUGGCCGAGAAUGGCGAGGUGGAGACCUUCGCUUUUCAAGCUGAAAUCGCUCAAUUAAUGAGCUUGAUUAUCAACACAUUUUAUUCCAAUAAGGAAAUUUUCAUCAGGGAAUUAAUUUCCAACAGUUCUGAUGCAUUGGAUAAGAUUCGCUACGAAUCCUUGACUGAUCCAUCAAAGUUAGAAAGCUGCAAGGAAUUAUACAUAAAAUUAAUUCCUAAUAAAAAUGACCGUACGCUGACAAUAAUUGACACAGGAAUCGGUAUGACCAAAGCAGACUUGGUAAAUAAUUUGGGAACGAUUGCUAAAUCUGGAACGAAAGCUUUUAUGGAAGCUUUGCAAGCAGGCGCCGAUAUCUCAAUGAUCGGUCAAUUUGGAGUCGGUUUUUACUCGGCCUAUCUGGUAGCCGAUAAAGUGACCGUCAGUUCAAAACACAACGACGACGAACAAUACCUGUGGGAGUCAUCUGCUGGUGGUUCAUUCACGGUUCGUCCCGAUACCGGUGAACCAUUGUACAGAGGGACGAAAAUUGUACUUCAUAUUAAAGAGGACCAGUCUGAGUAUUUGGAGGAAUCAAAGAUAAAAGAGAUCGUGAAAAAGCAUUCCCAGUUCAUUGGUUAUCCGAUAAAAUUAGUUGUUGAAAAAGAAAGGGACAAGGAAUUGAGCGAAGAAGAAGAAGAAGAAGAGGAAGACGAAAAGCCGGCUAAAGACGAAAAAGACAAACCAAAGAUCGAAGAGAUAGAGGAUGACGAGGACGAAGAGAAAUCAACCGACAAGAAGAAGAAAAAGAAAACUGUAAAGGAGAAGUACACGGAAGACGAAGAAUUGAAUAAGACUAAACCAAUAUGGACCAGAAAUCCUGAUGAUAUAACCCAAGAGGAAUACGGCGAGUUUUACAAAAGCCUAACGAACGAUUGGGAAGAUCAUUUGGCAGUGAAACAUUUCUCUGUUGAAGGUCAGCUGGAAUUCAGAGCCCUCUUAUUCGUUCCCCGAAGGGCACCGUUCGACCUAUUCGAAAAUAAGAAGAAAAAGAAUAACAUAAAACUUUAUGUUCGUCGAGUAUUUAUAAUGGAUAACUGCGAGGAUCUCAUACCGGAAUACCUGAAUUUCAUUAAGGGUGUAGUCGACAGUGAAGAUCUGCCGCUGAAUAUAUCCCGUGAAAUGUUACAACAAAAUAAAAUCUUGAAAGUUAUAAGAAAAAAUCUGGUUAAAAAAUGUCUCGAGCUUUUCGACGAGUUGGCUGAGGAUAAAGAAAGUUACAAAAAAUUCUACGAACAAUUCAGCAAGAACUUGAAACUCGGUAUUCACGAGGAUAGUCAAAACAGGAAGAAACUAUCGGAGCUGCUGCGCUACUAUACCUCUGCAUCUGGAGAUGAGAAGUGUUCUUUAAAAGAUUAUGUUGGUCGAAUGAAAGAACAUCAAAAGCACAUAUAUUUCAUCACAGGUGAAAGCAAGGAGCAAGUUUCUAACAGCGCAUUCGUCGAGCGUGUGAAAAAACGCGGAUUCGAAGUUGUAUAUAUGACAGAACCGAUCGAUGAGUACGUCGUUCAACAAAUGAAAGAAUACGAUGGCAAGCAAUUGACAUCGGUCACAAAAGAAGGCUUAGAACUUCCGGAAGAUGACGCAGAAAAAAAAAAAAGAGAAGAUGACAAAGCUAAAUUCGAAAGUCUUUGCAAAGUAAUGAAAGACUUACUGGAUAAGAAGGUUGAAAAGGUUGUAGUAUCAAACAGACUUGUAGAUUCACCUUGCUGCAUAGUUACCUCGCAAUAUGGAUGGACGGCUAACAUGGAAAGAAUAAUGAAGGCACAGGCCCUACAUGAUACCUCGACGAUGGGCUACAUGGCAGCGAAAAAACACUUGGAGAUAAAUCCUGAUCAUCCUAUUAUAGAAUCUCUCAGGCAAAAGGCAGAAGCGGAUAAAAACGAUAAGGCAGUUAAAGACCUGGUUAUGCUAUUAUUUGAAACCGCCCUUCUUGCCUCUGGUUUUGGUCUUGAAGACCCACAAGUUCACGCUUCGAGAAUUCACAGAAUGAUUAAAUUAGGGCUAGGACUUGACGAGGAUGAAGCUCCUGAGGAAGAGGAAAAAAUGGUUGAAGAAGUGCCUCCGUUAGAAGAAACUGCGGAUGAAGCAAUGAGGAUGGAAGAGGUCGAUUAAAAUUCUUGUUAUACCUGAUGUUGGAGUUGGUUGAAUGAAAGAAAGCAAGACUGAUGUUGAAAGUUUGUGUGAGGAUCGAGAAAAAUGUAUCCGUGUACGUGAUACACAAAAAUUUUGUAAUAGUCAAUGCGAUCUAAUCCUUAUUCAAUGUACUAUUUUUUUCAUAUCUGUUGAUUAAUUAAUAAGUUCAUAAUCACGGUUUGAAAACUGUAUUCAUACUGUUUAUCCAAUCAUUUAACUCGUUCAUCGCAUUCCUGUCGUUAUAUUUAUUUUACUUUGUGAUAAGCAGAUACCUUAGAGAGUGAAGAUGUAAUUCAGAUUGCAAAUAAAUAACUCCGUUACCUAAA